UUUCAUUUAAUAAAAUAAAUUUGCAAUUUAUAUUAAUAUUAAAUAUAUUAUUACAAUCAAUUCAAUGUAUUGAAAUUCCAGUAAAUGAAAUCAGUUCUUAUAUUAAAGGAAAUUUAUCAUGUCCACUACCAUUAACAAGUUUGGAUUUUAUUUACAAUUUUUCACAACCCAAUUUAGAAAUUGUAUGGCCUUGUGAAAUUCGUUUUUAUUGGUUAUCAUUACAACCAUUUGUUAAAUUUGUGCGUUUUUUACUUAACUAUAUAACACCAUUUAUUAUAAUACUUGGUGUAUUAUUAAACAUUAUUUCUUUUGUAAUGUUAAGUACACCUAUACUUUGUGAAUCAAACUUAUCACUUUAUUUAAAAGCACUUGCAUUAUCUGAUAAUGGAGCAUUAAUAUUUAAUUAUGCUGUGGGUAUUGCAAAGUCACAUUUUAUAUUUGUUAAUAAUCUUUUUAUGAACAAUAGAUUUUUAUGCAGCUUAAAUUCUGUUACUAUGGAAUUCUUUCAAUUUACUUCAACUUGGUUGGUUGUAGUUCUUACAUGGAUACGAGUAUUUGCUAUUACAUUUCCUUUUGAAAUAUAUGGUCAUUAUAAUAAUUGUUCUGAAAUAAUAAUUAUUAUUAUUUUGAUAUGUAUCAGUUUUAUAAUAUCAUUAACAAAGUUAUAUUCAGGAGGCUAUGAAACAGAUAGUGUUUUUGAAUUUAUACCAUGUCAAAAAAAAAUAAAACCAUGGGGUAAUGCUAUGUAUUUUUAUAUUGCAUUAUCUACUUGGUUACCAUUACUUUUUAUAUUUAUUGGAAAUAUUUUAUUGAUUAGACACAUGAAAAAAACUGAAAAAAUCCAUUGUCAAUUAACUCAAAAUUUCAGAUAUAAAAUAAAUAGAAUGCAUCAUACUUCUAAAACAUUAUUUGUAGUAUCAACUGUUUAUUUAGUAUUACUAUUACCCCUUGGUAUAGUUGAAACUUUAGAACUUUAUUGGGAUGUUGUAUUAAUUAAAUUCCCUGAUACUGAAAUAAAGAAAAAGACAGAAUAUAUACAUUGGUUAAAAGAAAAAAUGUUAUUGAAAUGGUGUCGUGGUUUAUGCUUUCACAUAUAUCAUUGGAAUUUUGCAAUUAAUUUUUUUUUAUAUUAUCUAACAGGUAAAAAAUUUAGAAAUGUUAUUAUACAGAUAGUAAGGCAUUUUAAAAUUAUAAUUUUUUCUAUCUUUUCUAAAUAUAUUAAUAAAAAUAUAUUAUGUUCAAAAUAUUCUACACAUUUAACAUCUGUGAAGUUUUUGAAUGUUAUAAAAUUUAUUGAUAAGAAUUAUCGCACUUAAUGAAUAUUCUAUACAAAUCAAUUCAAUAAUUCAAUCAAUUCAAUUCAUCAAUUAAUCAAUUCAAUCAAUUCAAAUCUCUAAUCUUAGUCUUUUUUUGCAAAAUGAUAGCGCUAUUAUCGUAAAUAUUUAUAAAAGAUUAUAUUUAUGAACAAAAUUUAUAAAAAUUAACAUUAAAUAUCGCAAAGUUUUUAUGUCAAUAUAUAGUUUUGAUAUUUAUACAUUU
Molecule: messenger RNA, 1539 nt
Organism: Apis mellifera (honey bee)
Lineage: Eukaryota; Metazoa; Arthropoda; Insecta; Hymenoptera; Apidae
Exons: 7
Coding region: 315-1316 (333 amino acids)
Biological process (GO): G protein-coupled receptor signaling pathway
Cellular component (GO): plasma membrane
Molecular function (GO): G protein-coupled receptor activity
Source: RefSeq, a predicted model, not a curated record